UGUGUCGACAGAGGUCGCUGUUGGGAGGGGGGAGGUUUCUUGGCCUUGCUUGGCCUUGCUUGGCUCAGGAAGCGAAAGUGGACACAGCACCAACCAGACCGAUCGGUUGCUGCGUUUGAUUGGCUCUGGGGGUUGAUUCACACGGUCAGGUCUCGAUCGCACCCACAGAUCAAAGGAUAAAGGCGUAUCCGCUACCGACGACCGGCAUCAAAGUGUCCCUCCCCCACAGCCGCACAAAAAAUGAGCACCAAGCCAGCCAACGUCAACGCCCCAUCGGCGGCCGCAAACGCAGCAGCAGCGACGGUCGCAGCAACCGAGCUUGCAGGCCCAGACGCAAAUCAAGCAACCGGGAGCAAAGACGGACUGGCUGCGGGAACCAAUGCGACUCGAGUCUCGUAUUUGGAUGUGAUCCAUGACACGCUCCAGAAGCAGGGCAAGACGACCAUCAUUUCGCGCGUGGUUGUCUGCGGAGAACUGCCCAGGACCGACGAGCGACCAGACUAUGCAGGAAACUACACCAAGCUCUUCAAGCAGUUCCAGACCGACACCGACCUCAUCACCGGAAUCAUGCUGAUUCUGCCCGGAUCUUUCAUCCACAUUAUCGAGAGCACUCAGAAGAUUGCUCUGGCUUUUCUGCGGGAUCUGGCCAAUACGGCAAACGGAUUCCUCUCUGUCCGGAUCCUGUUCUACGCCGAUGACAUCCCAAGUCGGAGCUAUCCGGUCUGGGCGACCCGAGUGAUUGUCGACAGCCCGAUCGGCGGCUUUGACUUGCACGAAGAUGCUCUCUCUGAGGAACAGCUUCCGAGCGGGAUCAGCGAGCUGUGUCUCACCAUGGUCAAACUCGGCACAGCACUCGGGAGCUUGUCUCGGAACGACCUCAAGAGCGCCCUGGACGAGCUGCCGAAUCGGUUUGCGGCACACAUUCCCUCGGACCACACCCUCGUGGCUGUAUCCAAGUGUGACUCGAUCAUGUCCAUCGCCGACUAUUUGGAUAUCUACACCGGUCACGUUAAGAUCGUCUUGGACAGCGAGCUUGUCUGGCCAAUGCCCAAGACCCUUGUAUACUAGCCACACCGAACCUCGGCUGCAGCGCUCGAACGAAACAUGCAUCGAUGACUCCUCGUGAGGACAUCCGAUGCGACUGGAGGCCAUGACGCUGGGCGAAAGAGCAAGUCCUUUCAUGACCCUCGCAGUUUUUGCAAGAAGCCAGGUGCCCCAAACAUCAGUGCUGCACGAUCAGCCGGUGGUUUAUUCAAUCCACAGUCCGCUUCCAUCUUCUGGCGAAACAACAAGAGGCGAUACAAGUUAUGGUGCGGUCAUUUGGCAGAGACACAUUGACGAUUAAAUCUUCUUCACAAU
Molecule: messenger RNA, 1359 nt
Organism: Polychytrium aggregatum
Lineage: Eukaryota; Fungi; Chytridiomycota; Chytridiomycetes; Polychytriales
Exons: 7
Coding region: 241-1068 (275 amino acids)
Source: RefSeq, a predicted model, not a curated record